GCGCUAGGCAAGCGCGCACAUCGCUCGCUAUCCGGGGCGCGCGUGGGCCUCUCGAGACCCCAGCGGCGACCCGUAGCUCGGGCGCGCGCCUGUCGCAGCCCGCAGGAAGGAGGCGGCCUGAGGCCCGGGGCGGCGGCCGCCAUGGAGAUCUCCUCGGCCCAGGGCCGGUGCCUGGGGCCUCGGGGGCGGCCCUGACCGUCCUCCUCCUCGCCCGGGCCGGGUCACAGUUGUGCCCCCGGCGGCGCUCAGCCACCUCUGUGUCUCCGCCCUCGCUGGGUCGCGCUGCUGCCUGGGCGCGGCGGCGGCGGCGCCCUGUUGAAUGGGCUGUGAGGGCCCGGGUCUGAAGUGCUGGCGGACGCGGCCUCCGGGGGCGCAAGGCAGCAGCAGCGGUGGCGACCAAACGGGUGUUGGAGUUGGCGGCGGCCAUGGAAGGCCUGGCUGGGUAUGUGUACAAGGCGGCCAGCGAGGGCAAGGUGCUCACUCUGGCUGCCUUGCUCCUUAACCGGUCGGAAAGCGAUAUCCGCUACCUGCUGGGCUAUGUCAGUCAGCAGGGAGGACAGCGCUCCACACCCCUCAUCAUCGCAGCCCGCAAUGGGCACGCCAAGGUGGUGCGCUUGCUGUUAGAACACUACCGUGUGCAGACCCAGCAGACUGGCACCGUCCGCUUCGACGGGUAUGUCAUUGAUGGUGCCACUGCUCUUUGGUGUGCUGCAGGAGCUGGACAUUUUGAAGUUGUUAAACUUCUUGUCAGCCAUGGAGCCAAUGUGAACCACACCACAGUCACUAACUCAACCCCACUGCGGGCAGCAUGCUUUGAUGGCAGACUGGACAUUGUGAAAUAUUUGGUUGAAAAUAAUGCCAAUAUCAGCAUUGCCAACAAGUAUGACAACACCUGCCUGAUGAUCGCAGCAUAUAAGGGGCACACUGAUGUGGUCAGAUACCUUUUAGAACAGCGCGCUGAUCCCAAUGCUAAAGCACACUGUGGAGCUACAGCAUUGCACUUUGCAGCCGAAGCUGGUCACAUUGACAUUGUGAAAGAGCUGAUAAAAUGGCGAGCUGCAAUAGUGGUGAACGGCCAUGGUAUGACACCGUUGAAGGUAGCUGCCGAAAGCUGUAAAGCUGAUGUUGUUGAACUGUUGCUCUCUCAUGCCGAUUGUGACCGCAGAAGUCGGAUUGAAGCCUUGGAGCUUUUGGGUGCCUCCUUUGCAAAUGACCGUGAGAACUAUGACAUCAUGAAGACAUACCACUAUUUAUAUUUAGCCAUGUUGGAGAGGUUUCAAGAUGGUGACAACAUUCUUGAAAAAGAGGUUCUCCCACCCAUCCAUGCUUAUGGCAACAGAACUGAGUGUAGGAACCCCCAGGAACUGGAGUCCAUUCGGCAAGACAGAGAUGCUCUUCACAUGGAGGGCCUUAUAGUGCGGGAACGGAUUUUAGGUGCUGACAACAUUGAUGUUUCCCAUCCUAUCAUUUACAGAGGGGCUGUCUAUGCUGAUAACAUGGAGUUCGAGCAGUGCAUCAAGUUGUGGCUUCAUGCACUACACCUCAGGCAGAAAGGUAAUAGGAAUACCCACAAGGAUCUGCUUCGAUUUGCUCAAGUCUUCUCACAGAUGAUACACCUCAAUGAAGCUGUGAAGGCCCCAGACAUAGAAUGUGUUCUGAGAUGCAGUGUUUUGGAAAUAGAGCAGAGCAUGAACAGAGUUAAAAAUAUCUCCGAUGCUGAUGUCCACAGUGCCAUGGACAACUACGAGUGUAACCUCUAUACUUUUCUGUACCUGGUGUGCAUCUCCACCAAGACACAGUGUAGUGAAGAAGACCAGUGCAGAAUUAACAAGCAGAUCUACAACCUGAUUCACUUGGACCCCAGAACACGGGAAGGUUUCACCUUGCUACACCUGGCUGUCAACUCAAACACACCAGUCGAUGAUUUUCACACCAAUGAUGUCUGCAGCUUUCCCAACGCACUGGUCACGAAGCUCCUGCUGGACUGUGGUGCUGAGGUGAAUGCCGUGGACAAUGAAGGGAACAGUGCCCUCCACAUUAUCGUCCAGUACAACAGGCCCAUCAGUGACUUUCUGACCUUGCACUCCAUCAUCAUCAGCCUUGUGGAGGCCGGCGCUCACACUGACAUGACAAACAAGCAGAAUAAGACUCCACUAGACAAAAGUACGACUGGGGUGUCUGAAAUACUACUUAAAACUCAGAUGAAGAUGAGCCUCAAGUGCCUGGCUGCCCGAGCAGUUCGGGCUAAUGACAUUAACUACCAAGACCAGAUCCCCCGGACUCUUGAAGAGUUUGUUGGAUUUCAUUAAGUGACUGGAUGUGUAAAAUCGUUUAAUGUGGUGCUAAAAAGUAAAGGACUUUAAUCACAGACAAUAGAAGUAUGUGUUCAUAAAUUGUCCUUUUCUUUCCACUACCCUUUCAGCCCAUCCAUCCUUGGUUCCGUUUGGCUCUUGUCUCAUGUAUUGAUUUCAGCACACUAAACAGAGCAGCACUGUUCAGGUGUAACUGGAAGGUGUUUGGACAUUUCUUUGUUUCUUUUUCUUUUUUUUUUUUAAAGGAAUGAAUGUAAGAUAUUUUGUGUAAUACGGGGCAUUUGUGAUUUAAAAUUGAUGAUGUUUUAAACAGCUGCCUACAAAAGUAUUUCUAUUAAGCUGGUGUGUCAGCAUGUCAUCUGUGCAGCAGUUUUGAGGAUUUCAUGAAGAAAAUGAACUAAAAAGGAACCCUGAGAGCAAUGGGAGAUGCUCCUGCCCUGCGUGGAUGGCUCUCACUCUCACUGUGUGUGCAGAGUGAUACAGCACAUUUUUACACCAGGAGGACUCGAAACACUUAGCUACUGAUUAAUCUGGAAAUUAUGUGCAGUUAUUGUUGGAAAGUUGAAUUCAUGGAAAUAAUUGCAUUAUGUUGGGUAGUGUCUUUAACUGGCAAUCUUAGCUCAACCUUAUGGACAUUGCUAGACUCUACCCCUAGCCUUGAGUUCUUCCUGUCUCUGUUUUGAUGAUGGAUCUAAAUUGCAGUCAGGCAUUUGAUUUUUGGCUCACAGACUUAAAUAAGGAGCACGCUGUAUUAUGAAACAUUGUCGUAGUAUAGCUGAUAUUCUAUUUCGUCCCCUUUUAGACCUUUCCUCUUAUGUUGUAUCUUUAAAAUAGGUAACUGCCUUUCCAGAGGGCAUUUAUUUCUGUCUCCCUGUUAGGUGUAAGAUGAACAAGGACAUACUUCUGUUGUUUUUUACUUAGUCCAUUGUGAGAUAUAGGAAAACCAGGAGUAGGGUAUAGGAAAUGAAGUAUUUGAUGAGGAAAAUGAUUCUAAAUGCCACAUAGAAGGUAUGUCUCAGAGCUGCAGACUAUUCUACUGUAGGCUGAGGUCUUUGUUUUUUGCUUUCUUUUAUCAGCAACAUUUCAGUUGUUGAGUAUUCUGUGAUAUUUCCCUUAAGCAUCACAGAAAUUCAAGUUAAGGAACAUUUGCUUCUGGGAAUGAUAAUGAAAGUAAAACUAGUUGUUCCUGUAAUUUUUCUCUAGUGCCAAAUGAAUGCCUGAGCUACCCCUAGUGCAUGGCACCCUAAGUGGAGGCCCACAGCUUCUUGUUUUCCUUCUUGUCAUGAUGCAACAUUGGAUAUAAACUUUAAACAACUUGUAAGAUUUCACAAACAUUUUACCUGUGGAUAUUGCUUUUUAAAAUAUAUGAGAAAGGUUGCAGUUGGAGCAGCAUAAAAAAUGACCAAGCCAAAAGCAGCACCUAGGGCCUUAACAGAGAUAUCCCACAAAAUGAAAUACCUGGUAGGGCAAGAGAGAUUUGAGAAACUUCCUGCUCCAAGGGUGUGAGACACUUGCUGUAGCUGUGCUUUGUGUGUGUUCUUGCUUCAGUUAGGAGUGUUUGAUGGUGAAUUCUUUCAUGGUAAUAUAUUUCUAUUUUCCUAACUUGAGAGUUUACAAGGAACGAUGGCUUAAAGGGAGGUGUUGGAAUGACCCUAAUUUGGGAACUUCUGUCACCCUCCUGACAUGACUCAAUGACUCAUGUCUCACCUUGCUCUGGCAGCUCUCAGUGGCCUGGAAGAGAUGACACACUGCACAGGUGAGUCAGUCCUCCCUCUGCCCAGGUUCAGGUCAUGUCUUUCCUUUUUGGACUCUAAGGCCCAAUAUGGACAGUGAGGAAUAGCUGUGACACUUAGUACUCAGUUGGUUCCGUUUUUUAAUGUAUGUGGUUUUUAAGCACCCAAACUUAAAAUAUCAGAUAAUGUGCAUGUUUUAAAAACAUUUUUCCCCUUCACUACCCAGGACCAACACUGUUCUAGAUAUUAUUUAUAUAUGAGGAUAAUGAUAAUAUGUGCAUAUUCAGAGAUAGAAUUUGAGGACAGCUUGGAAGGGGGGAAGACAGUGCUGAUGAAGGUGGAGCAAACUGAACCAUGCUGGUGGGAAACUGGCUAGAUUUGUUUAAACUGUAGUUGUACAUUGUGCACUCUGGCUGAGGGUCUAAUUCUGUGUCUAAUGUCACUCCAGAUUUGCAUUGGGGAACACCUGUAUAAAGCCAUUAUUGGAAGAAGUGA
This is a messenger RNA of Phodopus roborovskii (desert hamster), 4540 nucleotides long. It is a transcript of the gene Fem1b, whose product is annotated as fem-1 homolog B. The record is from RefSeq and is a predicted model, not a curated record. The coding region runs from base 426 to 2309 and encodes 627 amino acids. Lineage: Eukaryota; Metazoa; Chordata; Mammalia; Rodentia; Cricetidae. The transcript has 2 exons. Gene Ontology annotation, molecular function: protein binding.